Molecule: messenger RNA, 2260 nt
Organism: Perkinsus marinus ATCC 50983
Lineage: Eukaryota; Perkinsozoa; Perkinsida; Perkinsidae
Product: DEAD box ATP-dependent RNA helicase, putative
Exons: 14
Coding region: 1-2151 (716 amino acids)
Biological process (GO): rRNA processing
Cellular component (GO): nucleus
Source: RefSeq, a predicted model, not a curated record
AUGGACGACGACAUCAUACCGCACCAGGAACAGCGCGAUAUUGCGCGUACUGCUAACUAUCUGGCCGAAACCUGGCGCAAGAAGAAGCUUCCAGUGUACACCGGUGAGAACGAGGGCGAUGGUGGUAUCAGUUUCUCCAAUAUGAGGAGAAAAUGGGAGGCGUUCUGCUUACAAGAAUGGGUUCCGCAUGAGUCACCAGCAGCGGUACGGGCGUUCAUCGCGGCCUGUAUCGAUGAAGAACUGGUCACCUACAUCCAGGACGAGCAGAGCAACCAUCUCACCAUAGCUCCCAAUCGCCGAAGUUAUUAUAAAGAGUUUUAUCAUUAUGCUCUCAGAUAUCUAGGCACCAAUCACCAAGACAAGUCGGUAGUCACGAGCCUCAUCCAGCAGAUCCUCACGGAGAAGCAAGGAGGCAAGAAGCUCAGUGACUUCCUCCGUAUCACCAACGAGCGCUUGCGAGAGCUGGAAUACUGUUCUGUCGAUCACCACUCACAGCUACAUCCGGUACACAUCGCCUUCGCUCUGCAAGCAUGCCUUGGUGACCCUUUCACGGGGUGGUGGUACGACGCAUGCAAGGAGCUGGGUGGUUCCGACCAGGUUACUACAUAUGAGGAUAUUCGCACGGUUAUGCGCAGUCUACAAAAGAAGGCCCAUGCACUGAAACAACGACGUUCGUAUGGCUACAACGGUGAUGGUCACUAUGUUGGUCAUACGCCUCAAGGUCAAGUCUUCUAUGCCGACAACAACAACAGUCGUCAUAUUCCACUACUACCACAAACUACAUCAGAGCCGUCGAAUCAGCCUCAGUCUGGUCAGCAGCAAAUCUUCCCUAUGUCUGACGAUCGAGCAAAAGCUCCGAUGUAUGAUCGUACUGGUAGUCACAAGNNNNCUGACGUGGCCGCGAGGGGUGUAGACUUCCCCCAGGUCGAUUGGGUCAUACAGAUGGACGCUCCUGAUACCGCAGACACCUACAUUCACCGGGUUGGGAGGACAGCACGCUUCGACAGGAACGGCAAUGCUCUAAUGUUCGCAACUGAGGUCGAAGAAGCAUCCCUUCUACCCGAGCUCGCCCAGAAGAAGGUGGAUGUGCGUGUGACCUCCAUCAACAGGAGAAGGAUGUUCAAUAUCACUGGUAAAUUACAGAGUCUCCUGGCGUCAGAGCCUGACGUGAAGCACCUUGCUGUUAAAGCCACUCAAGUGUAUGCGAGGGCGGUAGCUCUGACUGGGAGGACUAGGCUUACAGAAGAUGAGGUGGCAGCCUAUGCUCACAGCCUGGGACUGCAUGAAGCCCCUCCGAUAACGUUGCCUACUCAAGAGGAAGUGACCAGUAGAAAGAAAAAGAAGAAUAUGUCUAAGCUGGAGCGACUGAAGGAAAAGAUUCGGCAAAAGAAGUUGGCUAAGAAGCAGAAGGAGAUGAGUGGAGAUGUGGGGAAGGAUGAUGAUGAUGAUGAUGACGGUGGCUGGGGUCAGCUGGAGGAGGACCUACAAGACAAGAAAGCCACGAAGCUGUCCAAAUUCGAGCGCCGACAGAAGCGACAACAAGAGCUCUUCGCCACCCAAGGUCCGGAGGAUGAGGGAGCUGCUGCAGAGGAGGAUGAUGAUGACGAUGUGUUGGUUACUGUGAACAAGGAGAGUGAUGUCUCUGCUGUAGAGGAGGAACCUGCGACCCAAGCUGAGGCACGAGCUCGGGAUGCUGUUAAGAGGGGUCGACUGCGUGUUAGGAAGGACGGUACAAUGUAUGUGAGGGGUACGGGUGGCCUUGGUAAGAAUCAGCACAUGACCUUUGACGAGAGUGGUGACGAAGGGUCGGAUAAUGAGGAGGAUGAAGAUGCUGAUGAGGAGAGUGCUGCUGCUGCUAAGCAGGCCUUCAUAGAGUCGAUGAGGCAGAAGGUGGAGGAGAGGGAGGAGGAGGAUAAGAGGUUGAUGAAGGAGAAGGUACGGGAGAAGCAUCGUAAGAUCAAGGAGAAACUACGUCGGAAGAAGGGUGAUGAUGCUGAUGAGGAGGAUGAGGACAUGGGAGCUGUACUAGCAAGUCCAGAUGACCAUGAUGAGAAUGGAGAAGAUGAAGGGUCAUCAUUGGAGCCCUCACCUAAGCGACAACGAGGGGAGGUGGCUGAUCUCGAGGAGGAGGCUUUGAAGGUGUUGGGUUAGAUGCUACUGUUAUCAACGUAAAACUAAACGUCAUUAUUAGUGUAGAAUAAUAAUACUCUUGCUGUUGCUGCUACUAGUACUACUCUUAAUACCACUCCUUAUCAAGUUC